UAUAAGCGCCAAAAACGCACACACAUAAACAUACCACCCUCAAACCCCAAACACCACACCCUACCACCACUCUCUCUUUCUAAAAACCCCCUCACUCUCUCUCUAAUUUCUUACUUUCGAAAAUUUCUCCGAUCAGAUACAAAUCAUCACCGGUACGAAUUCUUCUAUACCGAUGGGCCAGCUCGUAUCGAUUUCAUCUAUCUGCUUAACUUUUGAAUAAAUCUUUUGUUUUAAUUUGAUUUUUUUUUUUUAAAAAGAAAAUUGGUUGGGUUGGGUUUGUGAUUAAUGAAGGAGAUUAGUGUUGCUAUCAGUUCCUUAUGGUGCAGAGUCAGUUGUACUCUUUGGAUUGUUGCAAGUUGCAACUUUUGUAUUUGUUGUUUGUUCAUUAAGGUUGUCCUUCCGUUAUUGAGUUCUCAUAAUAACAAAGAGGAUUUUAUGGGUGUCUGUUUUUCUCCAUUUUCCAGGUUUCACUAUUCUUGAGUGCCGUGUGAUGGAAUCUAGGGUUUAUAACGCCCAAGAGCAGGCAAUAGAAUAGUUUGUGUGUUAUGCAUACAGGUUGAUUUUAGUACGUCUGGGUCCUUUUAUUUUUUGGUUGUAAUUUGGGCGUUUGAUGAUAUGCUAGAACUUCGUGAUUUAUAUUUGUUUUUGUCCCUGGAGGCUGGGUUGGGAUCACAUUACAUGUAGUCUACUGCUCUAAGUAGUUAGCCUUUAGUUUCCGCGAUUGGCAUAUCAGAAACUUGCUUCGCGUAUAUCUCAGUGUUGAAUAGCGAUCAAUCAAAAAAAUAUAUAAGGGAGAAUUAAUUCAGUCUUGAUCAAUGAGGACAGCUCAAGAAUUGGGCAGUCUUUAUUCUGCGGUAUCUCUUUAGUAUUUUAUGCAUUUUGUCCCCAUUUUGCGGCCUUUCGACUGUGAACUUUGAUGUAAUUUCAUUUUCUGUGUAUUCACAGUCGGUUCAUCUUGUUUUAUUGCUGUGCCAAUCUGGUGAUAAUGUGAUUGUUCUCAUCUUUAUUAGCAGUGGAAUCUAUAUGGUUAAAAAUUAUUAUGGUUAAACUUGCUUUCCUCGAGUAUUUUGUGAUAGUAUCACAUAUUGGUCUUCCAACUAUGAUGUAAUUGCAUUACUUUGAUUUUGUUGAAUCUGUUUCAUUAGUUUUAUUUUUUAGCCAAUUGGAAGCAAAUGUGAUUGAUUUUACCCUUCUACAAUGGAAGUAAGUUGGCUCUUCGAAAUUGCUCACAUCAAAAUACUCUAGGUUCUUUGACACCAAAGUGGACCUCUCCCCCAACCCCAAUAGAAAAAUUUGUUCAAUCAGCUAAUCUCGAGAAUAGUUUAGAAGAUCUUCUUUUUUCUAUGUGCAUGGGUGGAUGUAGAAUUCAAUCUAGGGGAUCAUCUAAACCCGUUAGCUUUGGCUCGGACCCUGCAUAAAUUCUUAAUAAUUUACAAGAUAUGUACAAAUAAUUGAUUCGAACCCAGUAAAACAAAUGAGUUGUGGUAGAAUCCCGAACUCAAACUCAUAAGGUUCAAAUCCUGAAUUCGCUUCUAUCUAUGUGCAAUUAUAGUUGUAGCCGUUGGUCAGGAAGAAUUGGUGGAGCAUUUAAGUAUAAUCGCUUUAUGCUUUUCUUUCUCUUUGUCGUCUCCUCUAGUUUAUGAAGUGGAUGUCGUUAUGUGAAUGGGAGAAGUCAAGCUUGCCUUUUGAUUUAAUUGAUCAGAUCCAAGUUAUCCAAUGGGAUGUGACAAACCAGAGAACUUGCCAGACCCUACUUCAUUUCAUGCUUUUGAUGAUCUUGCCCUCAGCAUCAGACAAAGUGGAGCUGUUGAUUAUAACGGUGUUGUCCAAGGUGGGUUCAGUUCAGGGGCUAAUGUCACAUCCUUCCCUUUUGUAUCUCCGCCAGCGGCCCGUCCUCUUCCAGGAAAUGUUAAUGAGAUGAACAACUUUCAGAUGGCCAAUUUGAAGAAUCUCUAUAGCUAUCAUCACCAGCUUGAAACAAAUUUGGCUAAUAUUAGAAAUAUUGCUCCCAGCUUUCCCGCUCCAUCAGGAAUGCCAAAUUCCAUGGGAAAUGCAGCAGAGAUAUACCAUUCAAAUAUGAAUAACAACAUGCUGACCUCCGAUAGUUUCUUGAAUGAAGCUGUCUUGUCCAAGGGAAUUCAAAAUCCAGGGGUCAGCAUGAAUUUUAUGCCUAUGCGAAGCAAUGCAGCUGGAUGUUUUGAAAAGGCUGGGAAAGCCACAGGUAUUAAUCAAAAUAGCUUGCAGGCAAGUGGAACUCCUUUUGACAUAGGGUAUAGCAUGCAGACUACUAAAAGUAUUAGUGGAAUAGGAAUUCACAAUGAUGUCAAGGCCAAUCCUGUUCCUUUUUCUUCCCCAGAAAACAUUGAUGGUAGUUUUCUGACCCUUGGAACAGGAAGUAACAUAGAUAAUAGAUCAAAGUUUAGAUUCAGUGCCAAAGAGGUCAGCAGCAGACUGGGUGAAGCUGUCUUGUCACAAAGUAACAACUCUCAUGUCCAACAAAUGAAAAGAAAUAUCUCAAGUUUAGCUCAUGGUGUUCCUGGUGGUAUUCCAAAUAUCAAUUGUGAUAGUGGUGGUUUGCCAAAUUCAGCCAGGAAUUUCGGUGUUUCAACCUGCUCUUCAAACAAUAAUGAAAUUGUGCUUGCUCCAGGCUCUAGAAUAAGUGCACCUCCAUGUGUUAACUUAACGCCAGACACGCGACUUAAUUCUUCUAACAGCACAAACUUAGGUGCUGUUGGUAAAGCUGAUCUAAGACUCUCUGAACCUGGUCCCUUCAAGUGCGUUCAGGGUGGUUUGCCUCCUCCUUCAUUGCCAUUUAGCAGCAGUUCAACAUUACCCCCUCAUCUUGGAUAUGCUAGAACAGUGGCAGCUCCUGAAUCUGCUCAACCUGUUUGGGUAGCAGCUCCUUUAUCUGCUCAACCUGGUUUGGUAACAGCUCAACCAACUAUUAAGCAGCAGAGUAACUGUUACACAAACAUAUCCAGGAACCAAUCUUUCAUGGAACCUCUUAUUCUCGGUCAUGGUGGCAGCGGAGUGAGGCAAGACCAUUUAGGUCAGCAAUCUUUGGUUAAUGUUCCGCAUCCUUGGGGUAAUAACCUAUUUCCGGAAAGAAUGGGUGCUCAUAUUGCGGGAUGGAGUGGCAUCCAACCUGCCCCUGGCAAUCUAUUUCCUAAGAGGCUAGGUGUCCAGCUUAAUGAUGGGGUUAUUUCUCAAGCUACUCGAGAAGGUGUUCUUCCCGGGAUGGGAGGCAUCCAGCAAAUUAGAAAGGGUAACUCAUAUCAGUCUCGAGAUCAUGGACCUACCAUGCACCCCACUGGACUUCUUCACCCCCCUUUGGUUAUGGGUCAGCCUCAUGGUGGUUCAGCGGCUAAGUAUAAUGUUACUGGACUACCCUAUCAUGCUGGUCAAGGCAUUCCAAUUUCAAAGGUUGAUGCAACACCUCAGGCUUCGAAUAUUCAUGCCCAUGUUUCCCUUAAAAGAAGAGCAAAUGGAGCCCCUCCAGUUGCUCCGAUGUGUCAGCGAAGGAGAACAUUGGCUCAACAUAGAUAUCAACAGCUGAUAGCACAGAGGCAGAGCUCUAAUGCUCCAGUUCCUGCCUCUUCUCCUUCUCUUCCUUUGACGCAUUUAAAGUGCCAAGAUUCUGAAGAAUCGGCUCAACAACCCAUUGGAGAAAAGUGCCUGUUGUGCAAGAGGGAUGUGGCAUUCAACCCCGAAGGCCCUGUGUCUCGGCCCGCUGUUCCACCAGCUGUUGCUGUUCUUCCCUGUGGACACGUAUUUCAUGACCAUUGUCUGCAGAUUAUCACCCCAGAAGACCAGUCAAAAAUUCCUCCUUGCAUUCCUUGCGCUUUAGGUGAAACAUGAUAUGAUCUGUUUCCUCAAAUUCUUUUGGGACGGGAGUGGGGCUUAAAUUUUGUAAUUUGACAUUGCAAAAGACAAUGAAAGGGCUCCCAACUUUUUGUAAAGGGUGUGAACAGGAUUAGGGUAUAGUUCGUGGAACUGUACAUAUAGGAGGUGGUGACAAUAGAGCCCCAUGGGUAGAGAUUAUCCCCAUUAUGUAAAGUUACAUAGAACCUCAGGUUUUGACCCCUGUGAAUGACACAACUAUUAAACUGAACAUCCAACUUACAGCUGUUUUCUCGAGCCGAGGGUCUAUCAAAAAUAGUUUCUCUACCUUCAUCAGGUAGAGGUAAGGCAAUGCGUACACUACCCUCCUAGAUUUCAUUUGUGGGUUUAUAUUGGGUUUUGUUGUUGUUGUAUCCAAGUUACAACUGAUCUCGUCAACAAUGACAUCUAAUUUAUUCAUUAGGAGUACUAUCCAUUAGAUUUCUACUCCUGUGGAUUCUGGUGGAUAACUCACCGCAAGUCACUCUGACGAGGAUCGGUUCUACAAUGAGGAGGUAUUUGAACCACUGUCUCUGUUUCUACCCCUACAUUCAAGUGGGAACUCAUAUUUUCUUAGGAUCGGGUUAUAGUCCUUUGUUUCUAUGUUGGACUUCUUAUUUUUAAUUCUUCAACACCUUC
Messenger RNA from Nicotiana attenuata, 4518 nucleotides. RefSeq lists its product as uncharacterized. Lineage: Eukaryota; Viridiplantae; Streptophyta; Magnoliopsida; Solanales; Solanaceae. The coding region runs from base 1717 to 3858 and encodes 713 amino acids. The record is from RefSeq and is a predicted model, not a curated record. The transcript has 6 exons.